Messenger RNA from Malassezia restricta, 255 nucleotides. RefSeq names its product DASH complex subunit DAD1. The record is from RefSeq and is a predicted model, not a curated record. Gene Ontology annotation, cellular component: spindle microtubule; mitotic spindle; mitotic spindle pole body. The transcript has a single exon. NCBI's taxonomy places the organism in Eukaryota, Fungi, Basidiomycota, Malasseziomycetes, Malasseziales, Malasseziaceae. Bases 1 to 255 code for a protein of 84 amino acids.
AUGUCGGAGUCAGAGACGCGCUCGUUUUUCGAGCGCGAGCGCGAGCGUCUUGUCUUAGAUAUAACGAAUCAGAUCGAAACAAUCAUUACAUCGACGAAUGCGGUGAACCGCAAGUUGGAGGAACACGUCUCGGUUGGCAAGGGCUUUGAAUCGAUUUCUGCCUUGUGGGGCCAAUUUUCUGAGCUUGCUAAGAUGGAUACGCAGCCCGACAUGAACGAGUCUACUGAGCCAGAUGCGCCGAUGUCGCCCAAGUAA